AUGAUUCAUCCUGGUUAUGAUGAGAGUCAACCUCGAUCCACGUACACUGAUUCAAGAUCAGCCAGAACACCAACACAUGCUUCUGUGAACGUAACCCAGUAUGAAGAAGACCAGGCUGAAACUGUUAUAUCCGCUACGACCGCUGUCAGUCAACCCGACGCGUUAUGCUGUGUGUCUUUAAGAGCGAGAGAGAAGAACGUAUGUAUGCCUACCGCAGUGGUAUCGGUGGUCGAUUGUUAUGGAAAGGAACACUUUGCACGCGCAAUUUUGGACAGCGCAUCACAGGCUAAUCUGAUGACGGAAAGAAUGGCUCAACUACUCAGGUUAAGACGGAGCAAAGUAAACCUGCUCGUGAAUGGAGUUGGGGGACAUCCAAAACUGGCAACAGAGUCUGUCACAACACAGAUCCGUUCCAGAAGGAAACAAUUCACAACCAACAUUGACUUUAUUAUUCUCGAGAAAAUUACCCCGAAACUGCCGGCGCAAACCUUUUCCAUUGAAAAUUGGAAGAUUCCCGACGACGUCCUUUUGGCUGACCCUGAAUUCAACCGUAGCAGUGAGGUUGAUUUGCUGAUCAGCAAUGAGCACUUCUUCACAUUUUUCACAUCCUCCGCCAGAAUUGAGUUGUCCAAAUCAUUACCAUUUCUUGUUGACAGUGUUUUUGGGUGGCUCGUGUCCGGUGCCCUAAACGCCGAGCCAGCAGUGAGCAAUGCCAUCUCUUGCAAUAUUACGACGGUCUCAUUGAAUUCGCUUCACGAAAACCUGGAAAAAUUCUGGAAAAUAGAAGAGUUACCUAUCAGAUCGGAUCGAUCGCCCCAUGAGAAAAAAUGUGAGGAGUUUUAUAUCAAAACUGUUUCGAGAAUGCCCGAUGGACGAUACAUAGUCCGCCUUCCACGUCACACAAACUUUGAGACUAUGACAGGCGAGACAGAGGCGAUUGCUAGAAGACGAUUCGAACUGCUGGAAAGACGACUAGAAAAAUCUCCGGAGCUAAAGGGCGAAUACCAUCGUUUUAUGUCGGAAUAUCUUGCUUUGGGCUAUAUGCGACCUGUUCAAAACAAAGAUUCUGCUCCAAUAGCAUGUUACCUCCCACAUCACCCUGUCGUCAAGCACUCGAGUACAACCACCAAGGUCCGCGUUGUGUUUGAUGCAUCAGUGAAGACAAACUCGGGGUUUAGCUUAAAUGAUGCACUGCUUGUAGGCCCUGUCGUACAAGAUGACCUUCUCUCGAUUAUAUUGCGCUUUCGAACCUACCCUGUCGCCCUCGUCGCGGAUAUAGAGAAAAUGUACCGCCAGGUUAUGAUGCACCCCGAAGAUACCCCUACGCAACGAAUUCUUUGGCGUUUCAGUCCUGAUCAGCCUGUGCAGAUUUAUGAGCUAUUAACCGUUACGUACGGAAUGGCCCCCUCUUCAUUUUUAGCCACACGUACACUUCAACAGCUUUCCAGUGAUGAAGGUAACGCUUACCCCAGGGGCGGGCCGGCAUUGCGAAAAGGUUUUUAUGUUGAUGAUUUUAUUGGAGGCGCAUCAACCAUACAAGAAGCGAUACACAUGCGAGACGAGCUCAUUGAGUUACUGGCGAAAGGAGGAUUCCCCCUGCGAAAAUGGUCAUCAAAUAAGCUACAAGUACUAGAAGAUUUAGCCACCGAUCAGACUGCCGUGCGAGAUUCACAUCGUUUUGAUGCUGACGAAACAGUGAAAACUUUAGGAGUAUGUUGGGAACCAGAAAAGGAUACGCUGCGCUUUGAUACUGAAAUGCAAUUGGGAAGUGGAAAGCCAACAAAACGGUCGAUACUUUCCACCAUUUCUCGAUUGUUUGAUCCACUCGGCUUAGUUUCACCUGUUGUUAUCCGUGGUAAAAUGAUUAUUCAACAAUUAUGGUCACUUCCUUGCGGAUGGGAUGAUAAAAUUCCUGAAACUGUAGAGAAAAAUUGGAUGAAAUAUGUUCAGCAGCUCCAAGAGUUGUUUCAGUUUCGCAUAGACCGCUAUGCCUUACUACCAGACGCCAGUAUACAGUUGCAUAUAUUUUCCGAUGCCUCAGAGAAGGCCUACGGUUGCUGCAUUUACGCACGGUCCAUCAAUGCAACUGGCAACAUUCGUGUGGAGCUACUCGCGUUGCCCCUUUGA
Topomyia yanbarensis is the source of this 2127-nucleotide messenger RNA. RefSeq lists its product as uncharacterized. NCBI's taxonomy places the organism in Eukaryota, Metazoa, Arthropoda, Insecta, Diptera, Culicidae. The record is from RefSeq and is a predicted model, not a curated record. The transcript has a single exon. The coding region runs from base 1 to 2127 and encodes 708 amino acids.